UAAACUUUUUUCACCCGCGCCGCAGCAUCCGAUUGCCACGAAAAGGAUAAUUACAAUUGCAUUGUAAUUAUUCAACCAAAGCGACUGGCAAAUAACAUUUCCAAUUCCUGGCCAAAAUAUACAACAAAAAUUAUUAUCCCCCACCAGUGCGUUUGUUUUGUGCGCCGGACCAAAGCUGCCGCAGCCGUCGAAUCGAGAGCAUUACGGAUGCGAAUCCGAGUGGCGACAGGACGAAAGUGCGGUCCAAUCGCAGCCAAAGUACGCUAGUGAAAAAAUCGUGGGGCGCCGCUGAAUUUUUGUGCAAUUAUCGCGAGCGUUUGAAAGGAUCUGCCUGCUGCCUGCUGCCAAAUCGCGACCGAUAAAAAUUGCGAGCCGUUCGAGUUCGUCCUGUGCGGCGGAAAGGAUGUGAAGGACACGGCGGCAGAAACUACAAGUGCAGCGCGAUGGCGCCCGUCACCCGCAGGAGCAGCAGCACCAGCACCAGCGCCACCACCAGCACCAGUGGCACAAUAAUCCUUGAGAGCAGGAGCAGCGCCGUCGCCCGAUGAAGGAUUGCAGCAUGGCCCGCACAUGCACAUGCACAUGCACUGGCAGCAGCUCUAGCACACACACACCCACGGCUACGUUCACUGGCAGCAUAAAUAACGCAAGGACAUGGACGGCGCAACGAACGCGACGAGGACAAAGGCCCACGGCCUGUGACAGAAAUAAACGCCACCACCGCCUCCUCGCCAGGAGCUAACCGAGUAAUACGUGAACCCAGCACCAGCACCAGCACCAGUACUUGCUCCACCCCCGUUUGCCCCCAGUGAUAUUAUUUUUAAUGCAAUCAAAGUGCUAAGUGAGUUUGCCCAAAAAGAAAUCAGCAGAGACUACGAAACUAGAGUGCAGCCGGUUCGGGUUGUGUCGGGUUGUGUUGGGGUCAUAACCCAAUUUGGGUAGUUUGUCCUUAGAGCGUGAGUCGCGGCACCCGGAAAGACGAGCAGGAUUCAUAUGGACGACGGCAGGUGCAGCCCGCUAGGCCAGGUGAGCAGCAGCAGCCAGGAAAAGCCGUGCAAACUGUACCGCAAGCGGAGGCGACGCCAGUGAACAAAGGAUCAACUCACCCAAUACUCGCCUAAAUGAAGAAUGAAGAAACAAAAUGUGCGCACGAUAUCCUUGAUCGUGUGUACAUUUACCUAUCUGCUAGUCGGCGCCGCCGUCUUUGACGCCCUCGAAUCGGAAACGGAAAAGCGUCGUUGGGAGGCGCUGCAAGAUGCCGAGGAUAUGAUAAUACGCAAAUACAAUAUCUCACAGGAGGACUUCAAAGUCAUGGAGACCGUGGUGCUCAAAUCGGAAUCGCACAAGGCCGGCCAGCAGUGGAAAUUUACCGGUGCAUUCUAUUAUGCAACCACGGUGCUAACCACCAUAGGCUAUGGACACUCGACGCCCAGCACGGUGGGCGGGAAGCUCUUCACCAUGUGCUAUGCCAUCGUGGGGAUUCCCCUGGGCCUCGUUAUGUUCCAGAGCAUCGGAGAAAGAGUGAAUAGACUGAGCAGCUACGUUAUCAAAGCGGUCCGCUCCUCGCUGCGCUGCAAGAGGACCGUCGCCUCGGAGGUGGACCUCAUCUGUGUUGUGACCACACUCAGUUCGCUGACGAUAGCUGGCGGUGCUGCGGCCUUUUCGAAAUUUGAGGGCUGGAGCUACUUCGAUUCAGUAUAUUACUGUUUUAUUACUUUAACCACUAUAGGCUUUGGCGACAUGGUUGCCCUGCAGCGGGACAAUGCACUGAACAGGAAACCCGAGUACGUGAUGUUCGCACUGAUAUUUAUACUAUUUGGCCUGGCCAUCGUGGCCGCCUCGCUGAACUUGUUAGUACUUAGGUUUGUUACGAUGAAUACCGAGGAUGAGCGACGCGACGAGGCCCAGGCCAUGCAGUUUAUGUCCAAGUCCAGUUUAUGGACCAACGAGGCGCUGCAAGUGGCUGUCAAGCUGGAGGGCGAUGUGAUAACAUCCAACGGAUCCAUUCUGAGCGGCUACGAGGGACACGAUGGCCAAUCUCUGAACGGAAGCAACACCUCGUCCAUGUGCUCGUGCCACUGCAUGUGCCUCAAUGGCAACCGGCACAAAAAAAGUAACAACUUGGGAAAGAGCAACGAUGCAGAAAACCAAUACAAGCUGAGGCGAUCACCGACGCACAUCCGACACCUUCUGCCGGAGGUGGUGCCCAUGCAGGAUUUGAACUACGACUACGACACCCAGAGCCUGCACACACUGGCCGAUCGCGGGACCAUGGACAGCAGCUACAUGGGCGUGGACAUGGCUGACAUGGGGGAUACGGCGAGCAUGGAGCUGCGGCCACACACAUUGCUCAAGCGCAAUGUCUCCCUGCUGUCCAUUCGCAUUUAGGAGGCGAUAUCGAUAUCGAUCUGGAUAUCUACGGAGGGAGGUGGAUGUAGAGGUGGAGGAUUGGCGGGUUCCUGGAACAACGAAGUGGCCCUCGACCUCGCCGAAAACGACUUACAAAUCGAAAGUGAUAACAAGGCUCUAAUAGUACUUAAAUACUUAUGUAGAUUCGCAACUGAAUGUGGCGCAGGACGAUUGAUUGAUUGUUGUGUUGAUUGACUUGGGCGCUUGGAUAAUGUGCGAUAGUUUGUGUAGGCUCUUCCGCAACUUGGACAUGCCAUGUGUGUGCAUUUACAAUGUGAACUAGUGCAUAGAUCUAUACAACAUGUAGUCGGCAUAAUAGAGACUUAACCUAUAUUAUAUAUACAACAAUUACAACUAGGGCACUAUACAAUUGAAUGUAAACCACUGCCACUUCCGAGCGAUAGAACCUAGAGAUUAUGGAACGGCAACACUCACUCGUAGUCUUUGUAUCUCAACGCGAAUCUCCUCCAGACGUCUGUAGAACUCAAUAGCCCGAUUCGGAUAGCCUCAAGCAGAAAUCAAGCUGUACUAGGACCGUUUAUAAUUCCAUAUAGUUUGGAUUCAAAUUUGAAACCCUCAUUGCCUUUCAAAAUUCAAAAUUCAAAAACAAACUGCCGCUACUCUUCUUAAGUAUUUGAAAUGGAAAGCACGCUAGCUUUUUCCAAAAGAAGUCGCGAACGGUUUCAAUAUAAGUUGCAUAUGAACGCGUUGAUACGAGUACAUGCCAGGAGCCAAAGUAACGCAAUUGAAGUGUCAAAUUAAUGCUGUAAAUACUCUAUAACCGAUUAAUGUUAGAUAACGUUUGAAAAUCCAUUUUAUUCAGACUUAUUAUGAUUACGCAACUCGAUAUCAGUUUACGUGUAGUUAGUGGCCGCAGCCAAGUCGACCUCCUCGAUCGAACCAAGUGUCAAAGUACUUGGCUCCAGUGUUCAAGUGACUCCAGUGACUCUAGUGACUCCACGAUGUGCCAAAUAACUCGCCGUACGUGCAACAUGUAGUGACACGAGUGUGGCACCAUAAUGUGCGGAUCGUACGCGCGCCAGACCGACAUAUAUACAUAUAUAUGUACAUGACAUAUACCGUCUCAGACCCCAAGACCUACCCCUAUCGCAUUUACGCAAAGAAUGCAUUUAGUUAUAGUUGUAGAUAAUGUCGAGGCGAGUUUCCCAGUCACUUAGUUUAAGCAUACCCAACCAACCCAUGGAAAUUGUUUUACGGCAUUCGAUUCGCAUUUAAAAUAGGAUUUUCGAUUAUCUGUUCUAGUUAGUCGGUGCAUUUUGCAAGGCCCAUUGCUCACUCGAGACGUCAAACGCUUGGAAAGAAAAAUAUCUUUUAUCCCUAUGUGCUUUGUAUAUAAUAGUAUACUUAAUUCGUACAAGUAAUUACUUUAAAAACAAAACAAAAAACGAUAUAUUGUUAGUACCAAAACUUUGUCAGUUUAUAAAACUUAGUUAUGCAUUUGAUUUAGCGUGACGAUUUUUAGAUUGCUAAUUCAUUUCCAAAUUUUAAAUAUUUAACUAGAAUAUAUUUCAUCCAAUGAGGUUCAAAUUGCCAUUGGAGUUCUUUAAAUUCAAGAUAAUUAAAAUCAAAUGAAAUUGUAAUUUUAAUUCAGGCAAAUAAUGCGAAAUAGUGAAACUAAGACUUUGUAAUAUACUUAUAUUCCAAAAUUACAAAAAAAAAAAAACACAAUAAACUAAAUUUAUAUGAUUAAACCGAA
Molecule: messenger RNA, 4126 nt
Organism: Drosophila yakuba
Lineage: Eukaryota; Metazoa; Arthropoda; Insecta; Diptera; Drosophilidae
Gene: Task6
Product: two pore potassium channel protein sup-9
Exons: 10
Coding region: 1129-2388 (419 amino acids)
Biological process (GO): potassium ion transmembrane transport; stabilization of membrane potential
Cellular component (GO): membrane
Molecular function (GO): potassium ion leak channel activity
Source: RefSeq, a predicted model, not a curated record